AAAAAAUUAAGUUACCCUGUGGUUGUUCACCCAUGACUAGCUUUUGUUUAACUAAAAAAUUAGAUUUUUUGAAGUGUCUAAAUCUUGGAAAAUUAUCGUAUUAUGGCAGCACGCUCGGUUUUCAAACUAAUUACUAAAACGUGUUCCUACACCUUAAAUCCAUCAUAUCCAUCUACAAUUUCUUCGGAAAAAUACUGCCGAAAAGGGCAUAGAUCAUACUCGCAACCUCCCAAACACCAGUUCCGGCGAAAAACAAGAGAAAAUUUUUACCAGUUGCGAAAACUGUCUAAAUCCUUGCAGAAUCUGAGAGAAAGUCGGGUCAAAGAGGAAGAUUUUGAAGAGUUGGACGUUGAGGAAGACAAAUCUAACCGCUUCAAUGCUGCUCCUGUGACAAUAGAUACAAGUUUUCGGGAAACGGCCAAAGAAUUCAAGGAAAAAUAUGUCCCUGAAGAGAAAAACGAUGAAGGGUAUCCGAUCUACGAGUUGGCUGAAUGCUCUCGUAGCGAGGAAAAUUACUACGACGUUCUUAACCAUUUGAAGAAAAUGGAAGAUAUCAAAGUAAAUCGGUUAUUCUCCCACUUGCAACCGUGUAAUAUAAAACCGUAUGGCUCAACUGAUAACCUUUUCUACCCGGAAUUUUACAAGAAAAAAGUCRAAAUUGUGUAUCCAGGUGCUCCCAAAACCGGUGAAAGUGAACCAAGUCGUCGAAAGUUUGACGGAAUUCAAUACAAAGAAUUUAGUAGUUAUAGACUGCAAAAGAAGGAGUCUGCUGGACAUGAAGAAGGAAAAAAAAUAACUCUUGGUGAGAGAAGCUCGUCUAAAAUGAUCAAUAAAAAGAACUACAGUACUUCCUGYAUGAAACUAAAGAAAGGUUUACCGAAAUCGGGAGUGGAAUUAAAAGGGCCUAAACUAACAGUUUCGAAAAGUUUGACUCGAAGAUCUAGCACAGUUCUCUUAAAGAAAAAGCAAAAGGAAUCGAAAAAUAGCCAAUUAGACGCAAUCAUUAAAAGUAACAUGGCGACUCUCGAACAACUUACUAAAAAAAUUAACGAAAACAAAACCAAAAGACAAAUCCGUGAAAGUUUUUGCAAACCCCAGUCUUCUAAUCCCAGUGAUAAAGAGUGGAGUCGCAGUUACAACACUUACAAUAAACCAACAGAUCUCAAUUGCAACGAUUACGUGACUGUUAAACUAAGCGAGUUGAAGGAAGAAUGCCGAAGAUUGAAAAAAUGCAAACCAAAAAAAAUUUGUUUUGGUCGUCUUCCGAAAUUAAAUCCCCCUGAUUGUCCUUGCAUUGACGAUGUUCCAUUGAAAGAAGGUAAACCUUUAAUACGCAUCAAGAAGCGUUUUGAUGUUAAAGAACCCGGAAACUUAUGCGAAUCGGACUUGGUGUGUACUACUCCUCGAGCAGAUGACAAUUACAAAAUCGUUCCGAAAACGCUUCCGGUUAUUCAUCCUCAAGAGUGUCCAUGUGAAGAACGCGAAAUGACCGAUUUUGUCAUUAAGAGACUUCCUAAGAAGAAAAUUYCCGAACCUAAAAGAAUUUGYCCAUGUCCUGAGGAAGUAUGUUGUCCUCCUCGAGCCGACGCAAAGUACAAACCGAAGAAAAAGCCUUUACCUAAACUAAAACCAAAUAAUUGUCCUUGUAUYGAAGARAUUCCCAUGAAAACUGUUCCUUUGCWUAGGCUGAAGGCAAAACCGAUUAAAGAACCGGCGAAAAAAUGCCCGGAAAUGCACACUUGUGCUGAAGUUGAAAGAGCCGAUGAUGGUUUAAAAGUAGAACAAAAAGUUUUACCAAUUAUUAAAAGCGACUGUGUUUGCGUGGAACCUCCACCACUUGAGCCAGGCCCUCCGUUACCUCGUUUACCCAAAUUUAAAUACGUGGAAAAACCGAGAGAACCUUGUGAUUUUUCUUCUUGUUUUGAUGCCGUCCGUGCUGAUGGCGAUUUGAAAGUGAAGGCGAAGAAACUUCCGGUUUUUGUGCCCCAAAACUGUCCUUGCAAAGAAGAGGAAAUACCUGAUGCCCCAGUCAAGAUAAAAAGGUUAAAAAUGCGACAUAUUCCUAAAGAGAAGAAGAAGGUUUGCGUGGAGGAAGUUUGUGGUCCGCGUGCCGACGAUGGAAUGAAAAUUAAACCAAAGCAACUUCCGGUUUUGGAACCUAAAGAGUGUCCUUGCAUUUCGACAGAAAUGAAAGAUUCACCUCCGUUGAAAAAACUGGUUCCAAAACCAGUACAUGAACCUCCAAGGCCGUGCUUAAUUGUAACCGAGUGUACAACACCUCGAGCUGAUGAGAAACUUAAAGUUAAAAAGAAAUCUUUACCGGUUUUGCCGCCAGGAGCUUGCCCCUGUAUCGAACCAGAGCCUCCACUUGAUGUCAAACCGUUGAAGAAGUUGAAAAAGAAACCAGUGACUUUUAAGAGAGUUUGCAAAGUUGAAGAAGAAUGCACCACUGAAAGAGCCGAUGAAAACCUUAAAGUAAAAGUUAAGAGAUUGCCGAAAUUGGAUGUUCCUGAUUGUCCUUGCAUCGAACCUUCGCCACCGGAAGACAUCAAGCCUUUGGCAAGAUUGAAGAAAGUUCACAUUCCGGAGCCUCCAAGACCUUGCCCUGUGGAUAAUAUUUGUGAUGAAGCAACAAGAGCUGACGAGGAUGAUUGGUUGUAUUGGAAAAGAGUAGAAGUUAAACCUGCCGAAUGCGAACCAAAAAAGACCAACAAAAGAAGUUUUAGUACUAUUGCGAGAAGAUAUUAUGGUACUAGUACUAAAACCAAUAUUGAUUUGUUUCAACUCAAAUAUGAUGUUCCUCAACUAUCAACAAGUGAAUUUAGGGCCAAAUCAUAUAACAUUAUUAUUGAUAUCAAGCCUUCGGCACCUUUGAUUUUGACUCAACAGCCAUUGAAAAGUAACCAAAUUGAUASUUUUGAUUUGAGUUUGAGUCGGAASAGGUCAAAACGUGCAAGAUCUGAACCAGUAGAUUGUGUCAAUUUUGUUAUUUACAAAAGCAACAGUCUUGGUGCUUCUAAAUCGGUGAARGAACGUCCGAGUGACAUUCUUUUAUUUUCUAAUACUACCAAUCGCUUUAUUUCAACAUGUAGUACCCUUUAUGAGUACUCUGAACGUAAAAARGACAAGUURAAAGACCACGUARCUCCAUCUUGCGAGUGUCCUCCUCAUGAUAGRCAUCUCCAACCUCGAAACCCUAUAAUUCCGGAGAAAGAAACUUUUAUCACUCAAUAUCCCACAGAUGAAGUUAUUGAUUAUUCGGCCAAAAGGGGCAGAAUGUACUACAAGACCCGGAAAGACGAUAUGGAAUAUCGUGACCAGAAAGAAGAAGAGGAGGAAGAAUGUAGAGAAGAACAAGAAAGAGCUAUUUGUGAGAUUGGAAAAGAUGGAAGUGCAAAAGUCGACAAACCUUUAACUUUGUGGGAAAAAAUUGUUAAUUAUUUCAAGGCAAGGCCUUGCCCUAGCCCUGAGGAGUUUAGAAAGAUGAGAUUGAGGGAAGAUGCAGAGAGAGCUGCCUCAAAGGCUGGUUUAUGCUUAUAUGACCCUAAAGAAAUGUUGAGAAAGAAUGAGAAAGAGUUGCCAAAGGUAAUAACGGCGUCGUCGGUGAGAGACGAAUGUCAGAAAUAAAAGGGAAGUAGAGAAUUAUUUGUAUUUAGUCUUUUUGUUUUGAAUAUAUGCUCUCAGAUAA
Molecule: messenger RNA, 3688 nt
Organism: Tribolium madens (black flour beetle)
Lineage: Eukaryota; Metazoa; Arthropoda; Insecta; Coleoptera; Tenebrionidae
Exons: 3
Coding region: 103-3627 (1174 amino acids)
Source: RefSeq, a predicted model, not a curated record